Messenger RNA from Solanum dulcamara, 1346 nucleotides. Its product is annotated as tobamovirus multiplication protein 1-like. The transcript is spliced from 11 exons. Bases 171 to 1061 code for a protein of 296 amino acids. NCBI's taxonomy places the organism in Eukaryota, Viridiplantae, Streptophyta, Magnoliopsida, Solanales, Solanaceae. The record is from RefSeq and is a predicted model, not a curated record.
AAUGAAAAAUUGAGCUUCCCACGUGUUCUGUACAGUUGUUCCCCUUCAUCCACGUGCGCCUCCUCCAAACCCUCCCCGUCUCCUUCUUCACUCUAUUUGAACAAACAUUUCGUAUCAGUUCAGUCAAAGCUACAUUUUUCUUCAAUCGCCAUUUUUUGUUAGACGUAGCAAUGGUAAAAGCUAAAAGUUUUAUUCUUGAAUUGGCAAAGGGUUACGAUAAUGGAACAGCGGGAGUUCCCAUCUUUGAUUGGUUCAAUGGAAUGUUGGACGUCUCCGAUGAUGGGAAACAAGGCAUCUUUUAUACUCUAUGUGCCGCCUACGCCUUUGUCUCCUUUAUUGCCCUGGUACAACUCAUCCGCAUCCAAUUGCGUCUUUCAGGAAUUGGUUGGACAACACAAAAGGUUUUUCACUUGAUGAAUUUUGUUGUCUGUGGAUUGAGAGCAAUUUUAUUUGGUGUCUACAGGAGUGUGUUCUAUCUGAGACCAAAAGCACUUGAGAUGAUGCUUCUGGAUCUCCCUGGUCUUCUGUUCUUCUCUACAUAUACACUACUAGUUCUGUUUUGGGCUGAAAUAUUCCAUCAGGCAAGAAACCUUCCAAUUGAUGAACUUCGACCUGCAUAUUAUGCAAUUAAUGCUGUCGUAUAUCUUAUACAGAUAUGCAUAUGGAUCUUCAUUAGGGUUGGCUCAACUUCGGCUGGUGUCGAAACUGCUAAACUCUUUUUCGCAGUUAUUUCAUUUUGUGCUGCUUUGGGAUUUUUCAUGUAUGGUGGAAGGUUGUUCGCAAUGCUUCGGCGCUUUCCUAUUGAAUCUAGAGGCCGUCAAAAGAAGCUCCAUGAGGUUGGUUUCGUGACUGGUAUUUGUUGCACUUGUUUCAUGAUCAGAUGUGUUGUGGUUGCUAUUUCUGCUUUUAAUGGGAAUGCUGAUGUUGAUGUCAUUGACCAUCCAGUUCUCAUUCUCUUCUAUUACAUGGUGGUGGAGAUAUUGCCUUCUGUUUUGGUGCUUUAUAUCCUGCGCAAAUUGCCUCCAAAACGUGUAUCAGAGCAGUAUCAUCCUAUUCAAUAACUCAUAGAAGAGCAUUCGUGAUUUUAGUUAGUGCUUCAGAGUUUUUGUUCGAAGAAGCCUCAACCAAGUCGUGAAAAAUAUUCACAUUUUUCUUUGUUUUUCUUUUAUUGUUUUUGGCGUUUGUCUCGAGUGACGAGGAGGAGUUAUAGUUUGAUUGCAGCACAGUUGUGUAGAAGUCUUGAAUUAUAAAUUAUUCAAAGUGCAUGUGACAUAGAAUCAGAAUUUGGAUAGAAUUAGAUGUUCGAAGUUUAAAGGGAUUCGGAAGUAGUGCCACCUUGGGUUAAA